AUGCUUUAUGAGUUAUUUGCCAUUUCGAGGAUUUCGGAUCCUUUGAAAACUAAUAGGGAGGCUAUUAAGAUUGUGUCAACCAUAGGAAAGUUAAUCUUGAACAAUAGAGGAAUAAUAAGAGACAUAACUGGAAUGGGAGCUAGAACGUUACCGAAGGUAAUAUCAAAAGAUCAAGAAAGGCAUUUUCAAGGUUACCAUUUUAUGAUGAAUUUUGACGUCUCAGGAAACGUUCAACAGGAAUUGUUAAGAACAUUGAGAAGAGAUCCAAGAAUUUUAAGAUGUAAUGUGGUGAAACAUGAUCUUAAAAAGUCAUUGAAUCCAGGGACUUCAUUUGAGAAAGCUGUUUAUGCUACAACUAAAAAUUAG
Molecule: messenger RNA, 366 nt
Organism: Priceomyces carsonii
Lineage: Eukaryota; Fungi; Ascomycota; Pichiomycetes; Serinales; Debaryomycetaceae
Gene: MRP17
Product: mitochondrial 37S ribosomal protein bS6m
Exons: 1
Coding region: 1-366 (121 amino acids)
Biological process (GO): translation
Cellular component (GO): mitochondrial small ribosomal subunit; ribosome
Molecular function (GO): structural constituent of ribosome; small ribosomal subunit rRNA binding
Source: RefSeq, a predicted model, not a curated record